CGGACUAUGACGUAAGCUGCUUGCCGCGCAGUGAUGAUGGCGGAGCGUGAACGCGCAGUAAAAGUAAUGGCUGCUCUUGAUCGGCGGGUGCCUAGCCUCGAUGAUUUCGUGGGUCAAAGCUGGACUGCCUGGGCCGAGUGGGCCGGUGUGGCAGCGGCGGAUGGGCCUGAUGGGGAUGACUGCAGCAAGAAUGGCAAAAAGGUUGCAGAGGCCAUGUCGCUCAGUAAGGAGGACAUGUCCAUCUUCGGGCUCUACCCCGGCCAUGACGACUUCUACCUGGUGGUGUGCAGCCACUGCGGCCAGGUGGUGAAGCCGCAGGCGUUUGAAAAGCACUGCGAGCGUAGACACGGCCCCCUGGCCAAGCUGUACGCCAGACUGCGCUCUCCCACCCCUGCACCCCAGCCACAGCCGAGACCCCACCACAGCCACUCUCCUUCCCAUGGGACCAACGCUGCUUCUGCUUCUUCAUCCUGGGAGGGUCGUGGCCAGGGUGCCGGACAGCUACGGGCGGCUCCACCCUCACCUUCCACGCCACCCCAGUACAGACACUCCAAGAACUCCAAGGAUGGAGUACGACAUUCCCCGUUGGAGAAAUCCUCCCACAGCAGCCACACAGAGUCCUCAGUAUUCAAGCAGCCGCCGCCUCUGGAGCCUCCAAUGAGUUCUCCUCCGCCAUCACUCAGAGACCCGCCCUGGCCGCACGGAGGAACCCCGCCUGGUAGACCAUCGCCCAGCGACAGAUCCCCCUCGCAGAGCAGCCAGAGGAAGGACUCCUCUCAGGUGUCUGCUGUGGCGGGCCACCGGACCCCGAGAGCCUACAACAAAGUGGCCUCCACAGCUUCCCCCUAUAUACCUGGAAGUCAGUUCCAGCUCAGAGUGAGGUUAACAUCAGCAGCACGACCAGAGAGAGAGUGUGACUUGGACAAACACUGCGGCGUCCUUGACCCGGACAGGAAGAAGGUCUGCACUCGCCUCCUGACAUGCAAUAUCCACUCCAUCCACCAGCGCAGGAAGGUGUUAGGCCGCAGUAAAAACUUUGACCAGCUCGUGGCUGAACUUAAGACCAAGGUUCGUGAAAAAGGGGCCCAGUCCCUGGACGGGAGCUCCUCCACCGGACGGUCCCCAAGCCCCGAGGCUCCCCGGGAGCAGGCUGGGGCUCCACACUGCAGGAGACCUCUGGCCAGCCUCCCUGCGUUCAGUCGAUCCACGACUGCAUCAGAGAGUACCCCAGAGGAAGAGAAGCCGCGGCAGGAUGAGGGGAGUCUCCAAGCGCCCUCCCCUCUCGUCCACGGGCGAAUCUCCAGCGAUGAAAGUGACGCUGAAGGAGCAGAGGAGCACGUUGAGUUCUCGUCCUCUGCGACGCAUCCCAGACCGCUGGCGGUGUGUUCAUUCGGCAGCCAUGCGUUGGGUCACGGCAUCUACACGUUUGACAGGAGACUCCACCACCUGAGGUCGGCUCUCAGCAGCAUGCUGGAGCAGCACAUCAGCGCCCAUCUUUGGAAGAAAAUACCUCAAGCCACAGACCUUCAAUCUCCUCCUCCGUCAGCCAGGACCAUCACCUCUUCGUCUCCCUCCUCUUCAUUACAUUCAAAGAUCCGUACAGGAAGCCACAUCAGCUCUUCGCUCAAAACUGCAUCCUCCUCCAUCUCCUCCUCCCCUUCCACCUCCUCCACCUCCUCCUCCUCCAGUCGUGCUCAAGGGAGACCCUCCACAGCCAUACCAUCAGAGAACUCGGGGGGUGGAGGCUGCAGCAUCACUGGCGGUCACAUGGUGUCUCCCAAUAAGCCUGUAUCAGGGCGUCAGGGGGGGUCAGGGAGACUCAAGAACCCAGUGGGACGACCCAGCAAGCAGAUGCUGAAGCUUCGAGAGGAGGCCGCCACUGCUGCUGCCCUCCGAAAACGCAAAGCCCCGUCCCAGGAAGGUGAACACUCUGGCCCCGAAAGGAACUGCAUACUCCUCCAGGAUCGGGGCCGCCCUCCUUCUGCUGCAUCCUCCUCCUCUUCCUCAUCAUCUUCCUCUUCAAAACCCCCUAUUUCUGCACCUCUAUCACACGGACAGACCAAUGGUACUCUUUCGCCCAGCAGCAAACCCCGCCCCCAGCCCUCCCCUUCAGAAUCACACUCACCAGCCGCAAAAGCGGUCUGGACUUACAAACGAACACACACGCCUCUGGGCCACUCAUCACCCCAAGACUCCUCCUCUGCCACCAACAACUCCCACAGCCGGGGCGGCGUGGGGGACUCAGGACUGCACGGACAGAGCAGUGGGAGGAGCUUUGAGCAGGGGCUGGGGAAGAAACGCAAAGGGGGCAGCAUAGAGGAGCACUCGCCCUCCUCCAAACCCUCAGCUCACCGCCUGCCCUCCUCCUCCUCCUCCUCCAGCUCUGCCACCUCCUCCACCCCGCGCUCCAACUUCUACACCUGGAAGGAGAGUAAAGGAGGGGGGCUGGCCGGGGGCGUGGAGAAGAAACUGGGCACACAGAAGCCAAAACUGCACCAUUAAGUGUGCCUGCCUUACAAGCCAGUAUGAGGGAGCCAGCUCUGCUCAGUCCAAGACUGAGGCAACAGGACUCAAAUGCGUGUUUGUGCAAAUGUGUGUGUGUGUUUUGUCUACUGAGCAAAUGCUCCAGUAUGAGUGUGUCAGGCUGUGUGUGUGUGUGCAGAGUUGGUGCAGUUUGGAUGUGUCGCUGUGUGAAUGUGUCGUCUGGAUGGAUGUCUGAGGAAGAACUGGGAGUGGGAGGAUGGGCUGAAAUUCAGAGUAUGGAUUUAGAUAUACCUCAAGACCAUCCGGUUAUGCUGCUAAAUUAAAUAUGUCGGUUUAUAAAAAUUGAUUAAAAAUGUCCUUUACACUUG
Notolabrus celidotus (New Zealand spotty) is the source of this 2852-nucleotide messenger RNA. It is a transcript of the gene atxn7l2a, whose product is annotated as ataxin 7-like 2a. Bases 34 to 2502 code for a protein of 822 amino acids. NCBI's taxonomy places the organism in Eukaryota, Metazoa, Chordata, Actinopteri, Labriformes, Labridae. The record is from RefSeq and is a predicted model, not a curated record. The transcript is spliced from 11 exons.